GAGAAAGGUGCCUGGACUUCUUGUGGAUCCCUGAGAAGUUGUCACGGAUCUACCUAAAGGCACCUUAAGCCAAGGUCCAGAGAGGGAUUGGUCACUGCCCAAGGUCACAAAGCUAGCUAGCAGCAUACCACGCUUCCUAGCUGUGUGCUCUUUGCAAAAUCUUAACUUCUCUGGUUCUUAGUUUCUCAUGGAAGCAAUAGUCUUGACUUCUCUGGGUUAAUGAGAGAACUUAAAGCAAUGCUCGGUGUAAAAUAGAGGCGCAACAAACUGUAGAGUCCUCUGCUCUCCCCUAACCCAAUCCAUUGUCAUAUGCUAUACAGUCAGGCUGGAAGAAUGUGAAGAGGUGUAGAACUUGAAAACGGAGAGGGCGGGAGGGGCCUGAUGAGGCCCUCACCAGAAGAUGAGGCGCUGCUGCAGUGAGGGUCAGCCUGAACUUGUCGGCCCUGAGGACCAGGCUGGGGUUGCUAGGCACACAAGGAUGAAAGCCGGAGGAGGUGGCCUGUUGCUAGGGAAGGAGGGAGGAGGUGGGGGAGCCGCUGACACCCGCAGAGCCAGGGAUGUCCCCAUGGCAACGGGAGCCGCUGCAGUUGGAGGACAAGUGGGAGGAGGAGCCUCCCACUCUGGGCCCCAGUGCCCCCAUCUGUCCUGCGGGAGUUUGGAUUAGAUAAUCUCUUGACCUCUUAGCAGUCUGAGAUGGCCAAGACCUGAUGAACCAUCUGUGGCUCCCUCAUCCACAUGUCCAAGUCACUACCCGUCCCCAGAGCCAUCCAGCCGCAUCACCUCCCAUGUUGCCUCCCAUUCGGCUCAGCCCAGUGGCCCACCCUGCCCUGUUCCUACCACUUCCUUUGCCUGGAACCUUGCCACUUACUGCUUCCCAGUCUGGGGUUGCUGCAGACACAGAUGAGCCAGCUCCGGCCAGCCCAAAUGGGAGCAUGAUGAUGGGGUGGACAGCCAGUUUGUAAGGACAGAAGUCUAGAAGAGUCAGAGCUGGAUUCUGACAGUGGGACAGAGGAGGAGGUACCUUUCCAGGAAGCAAAAGAAGGGCAAGAAGGGAUAAGAGGUUUCUCUUCUCUUCCCCUUCCUCUCUGUGUUCUGCCUCUGCCUGGCCCAGCCCCAGGAAGUGGGUGACCCCUAAGCCGGCUGAGUGCCUGGUUGGCACCGAAAUAAACUUACCUUCUCUCUCUUCCCCUCCCCUUGCCUCUGUCCCCUCUGUCCUGGCUUUAAUUAGCAGUCCUGGGGAUGAGUCACUUGGCAGCUAGGGUGGGAGGCUGUACAGAGCCCAAUGAAGCUGUGACUCCUGCCCUGAGCCUUACGGGCAGCACCUCUAUGUGCAUGCAUGUGGGUGCACUGCUGCAUGUCAGGGGCUCCGUGGCAGUGUGGCUGUAAAGAGCACAGUGCAACACUGCAUGCUGGCGCGUGGCCCUGCAUGUCGGGGGUCUGCAGACAACCAUAUCUGGUUGCUGCUGCGUUUGUUUCUGUGUGCCACUGAAUGUCAGCGUGUGUGAGCGUGUGGCUGGAGUGUGUGGCUGUGGUUGCAAGUAUCAGGGAACAAGGGAGCUUCUUGGUGAACACACACAAAUGCUGGAUAAUUGCAUUCGCCCCUCUCUACCUAAGCAUUCUUUAUGUGAUUUUGCUUACACAACCCUGCCCUUAUAUUCCAAAUUUUCACUUGUCUUAGUCUGGGUACACUUUGUGGCGAGGAACAGAAACCCACUCAAGUUAGCUCAAAAAUAAAGGGCUGGUGGGGGGACUAUUGUGAGGCUACACCUCACAGAAUCUAAGAACAGUGAAAAAAGUACAACCAAGCCUCACACCAACUGGAAGUGGGACCAGGAAGUCGAGAACCAAGGUUGCUGCCUCGCUCUCUGCAUCUCCUGGGCCCACGUCUCAUCUUUCUCCAUCUCUCAUGGCUUGCCUGGCCCCUAUCAUCUUUUUCAUGGACUCCUCUCUCUGGAUCGGCUUCCUCUGCUUGCUAUAUGACCUUUUCCAGCUUCAGGAUCCGCCCGCCCCCACCAUCGGACUGCAAUGAUCCUCCAGUCUGUGGUAACACAAGGCAGCAAGGGGCCGUGUGAGAUAAUUGAUUCCCUGAGAACUGGAUGAGAGGAGAGAAAACACUUAGUACUUCGUGUUUCUUUUGCGAUAAAUACAGGUUUUAUGUGUACCCAAGUGAGGUCAGAGCCUGGUCGGCUCAGAGGCAAACACUUGCAAGAUUGGUUUUGGUUCCAAUUUUAUAGCAAGAUGACCUUUUCUCAUCGUGCUUUCAAGUUCCAUAUUCUUGCGUCAAAACAUGCUGUUUUGUCUAAAAGUGCCUUCUUAUUUUAUGCCGAGAAGGCUUUUAAAUGUAGUGAGUAUUACCGUUGCUACCAGCUUGUGGUAAUUUUUCAUAGCCUCAGAACAACUGGCAUAAUGCUACUGAUGGUACAGCUGCUACCCAGCUCUUGGUGGCCUCAGGAAGUUUGAUAUUUCGUGAGUUCGGUGACUGAAUUUAUAGUUUUCUCCAGUAUAUAAUUACAAGUACACAUUAUCAAUGUUAUCAGCUUGACGCUGGAGCUUACUUUUCCAUUAAUACAAACGCUGCAGGUUUUACAUUAAUUACAGAGGGAAUUAAUGACCCCUUAGACAAGUUUUCACCUAUGAAUAAAGAGUUUGGAACCAGCUGUGCCAGUAAUGACUGUUCUCCAGACACGGGGGUGAUGCCCACAGCUCUGGCCUUGGUCCUGACGUCGCAUCCUCUGGCCGAGAAUAGGGCUUCCCACCACCUCCUCAGAGGCCUCCUGAUUCCAGCCUGGCACACAGUAGGUGCUGUUAUUUUUGAUAAAAUUGAUAGUUUUAUUAUUGCUAUUAAAGCUACCUCCCAUAUAUAAAUGGUAAACCUAGGUGGGAGAGAUUAUCCCAGGUUCUGGGCAGUCUCCAACUCCUCCUCCUGCCCUUUUCUCACUGUUCCAAAUAGUAAUAAUUACUUCGAUUCAGAAAAUGUCUGCUAAAUAUCAGGUAGUAUUACACAGCACUGGACACACAUUAUCUUUAAUCCUCGUGGCCACCCUGCCAAGUAGGGUGACUUACAGGUGGGGAAACUAAAACCUAGAGAGGUAAAGUGACCUGCCCCAAGUUGUCCAUCCAUCCAUCCAUUCAUUUAUUCCUUCAUUCAAGGAUUUACUGGGUGCCUACAAUGUGCCAGAUGCUGCUAAAUGUGGCUGACAGGGUGGUGAGUAACAGCCCUGCUGUGAUGAAGCCCACUGUCUGGUCAGGAAAUAGACAAGGAGACAGACAAUUAGAGACAAUUAUAGGGGAAGUGCAGGGUGCUGUGGGAGCACCACGGAAAUAUACCCAACCCAGCCUGAGGGCCAGGGAGGCUUCUCCAAGCCGACAUCUAAGAGGAAGCUUGGAGCGUGAGUAGAAGUUAGCCAGGUGAGGGGUUGGGUGGGGCAAGAUGAAGUGGAGAGUGUUACAGGCCAGAACUGCACAUUUUGGCACCCACAUUUGUGAAGGACUAAAGGAGUAUCUGCAGUGAUAUGGCGAUGUCGUGAGAAAUGGUCUGGUCUGGAAAGGGAACAGAAGGUUUAUUGGGAGGCUGGAGCUGCUGCCCUGGUUGCUUAGAUCCAGAGCUGAGGAGCUGCAGGAUCCAGCAAGUUUCCAUUCGACAAUUGCGGGCCUGGGGGCCCCCUGGGUUGGCCUGGCCAACAUCAGGCUGGGAUUCCAGUGGCCACAGUGCCCCCUAGUGUCCACCAGCCCACCUUGCAGCCUCCACCUCUUCAUUGUCUCCCACGUGUGGGACCAGGUGCCCUGCGCUGAGUGCUGGGGACACUGGAAUGAACAAAACAGAGCUCUCACAGAGCUCCCAGCAAAGAGGGGGCAGCAGACAUCUGAACACAGUGUUAAGAGAAGCCGGCUGAGAAAUGAGCAGGGCGGAAGGACACAAGGGAGGUGACCCAUCUUGCUUGGGUGGGGUCAAGGCAGGUUCCCAGAGGGCACAACACGUAGCUGACUUUUGAAGAACAAGGGGGAGCCAGCCAGGUGGGGAGAUGACAGUGGGGGCACAGCGGGACAACAGAGGUACUAUUACAGGGCAUUUGACACACAGUCUCUUUAAUAAGGCUUGGAGCAGUAGAGUGGAGCCAAGAGUUGCAGGUGCUUCAGUCUGGGUAGGGUGCAGGUUGAAGGCAAGGGGAAGGCUGAGACUAGCUGGAGGUGUGGGGUACAGGCUAGCUCACAGAAGGUUCUAGGAUGCUGCCACUAGCUCAUCAUGGGCACUUAGUGAAUGGAAUCAUAUAAGAAGCUUCCCUACCCUUUGGGAUCACAGACCCAUCUGAGGAUCUGGCCAAAGCUAGAGAUGCUCUCCCCAGAAAUUAAUACUCUUCAUACAACUUUGGGGACUUCCAAGACACUCCUCGCUCCACAUGCAUGUCCACAAACCACAGGCUCCCAAACCGCUCUUCCUAUAGGUACGGAAACCCGCACGGAGGCCUCCAAGGCUCUGCAUGCUGGGCCACCACCUCCAUCUCCAGUCUUGCCUUUCUCCCCUGCACUUUUCCCGCCCUGCCACACUGGCCUCUUCAUGCUUGCUGGAAAUAGCACUUCAGGUCCUUUGUCCAGGUUGCUUCCUUUGCCUGGAAUGCUCUCCUCCUGCCAUCUCUACCUUUUGCUCAGUUGAACUGCAUCGGUUUGUGAAUGUCUGUCUCCUAUCACUUGGAUAUAAGCUCCAUGAGAGCAGGACAUGUCUACCCUUAGUCCCUGCUGUAUCCAGCCCCGGGCACAGUGCCUGGGCCACAGUAUCUGUCAACCAAGCACAUGAAGGCCCUGCCAGUGCCCCGUGGCUGGGUCAGGCUCCUCACCCUUCAUUCCUUCCUCCCUUCAACUGCUGAUGGAUCAUCAUGAGUUGGCUCAGCAUGCUCAGCUAUGACUGAAUUCCAAAAGUGGCCCCAGGUUCAGGGAUAUUUUCUUAGAAGUCUUCCUCAGUAUCCCUGAAACAAACAGGAUUCCCAUGGGUCCUCUGCCUCUCUGGGAGAAGGGUCAGACUCUCUCCAGCUCAAGCUGAGACUCUUCACCACAUGCACACUCUGUCUACCAAAUCCCUACAAGAACGGUGAGGUAGGAAUUGACACCCCUUUUCUAUAGAUGAGCAAACUAAGCCUCAGAGGGCUUACCCAGCUAAAAAGUGAUAGGGUGGGGACUUGUACCUAGCUUUAUCAGGCACCAAAGUGUAGGUUUUUUUGCUUCACCAGAGAGGGAAAGGGGCUUACCCAAGGUCACACGGCAUCAUCCCUUAAAGCUACCACUACACGUUUUUUUGUUUUGGACAGGGUCUUGCUGUGUUACCCAGGCUGCAGUAUAGAAGCGUGAUCUCAGCUCACAGCAACCUCCGCCUCUAGGGCUCAAGUGAUCUCCCACUUCAGCUUCCCUAGUAGCUGGGACUACAGGUGUGCACCACCACGCCUGGCUAAUUUUUGUAUUUUAAGUAGAGACAGGGUUUUGCCAUGUCGCCCAGGCUGGUAUCAAACUCCUGAGCUCAGGUGAUCUGCCCACCCUGGCCUCCCAAAGUGCUGGGAUUACAGGCGUGAACCCCUGCACCCAGCCCAGCACUGCACUUAAUGUCUAUUGGCUCCUGCCAGGUCAAGAGGGUUCAGCUCUUAGGGCGAUAACUACAAAUGGCUAGUUACAAGGUGAAGCUGCUGCAGGAGCUAGGAGAGUUGCUUAAGGAAAGUUUUGUUUUUUUUUUUUAAGGCAGGAGCUAAGGGCAGAGCCCUGAGGACCAGGGCUUUGAGGGGUGGGCAGAGGGAGAGGAGGCCACCAAGGACCCACAGAUGCCAACCUUGCGGUGGUCCGGAGGGCCUCUCUCUCUCAGUAGCUUUGGCUUUCUUGAGAGGAACCAGCUGCCCCAGCAGGGAGGCAGGAAGGCUGGCCUGUUGCCUGUCAGCUUCUAUUUCUUCUAGAUCACUGGCCCCCUGGCCCCUCCCAGGGCCGCCUUCUGCUCAGAACAGCCAGGGGCCUGGGCUCUGGAGCCAUGAAAGGACGGGAGCACUUCAAGUUGGACCUGUGGUACUCUUCAGGAGCCCCACAUCCUUCAGAGCUGAAAAACUCUCUCCUUUCCCCAGUCGCGCCCAUGUGGAGGACAGAGAGGUUGCUGUCAUAGGCAGGCAGGGAACCAGGGCACCUGGAGUCUACUCUGACUUGCUGCGUGAACUUUAGUAAGACUCUUCUCCUCUCCAGGCCUCAAUUCCCCCAUCUGUAAAGUCAGGCUGGGCAGUUUCCUUGGAGGAACAGCCUCUUGGCAUUUCUUUUGAUUUCUCCUCUUCUCUUCAGGAAGCAUUUCUCUCAGCUAGUCUAGAAAACAAGACAGACGAGUGAGAACUGACUGCAGUGGGAAAAAGAAUAUUGGCCAGGGCCCCAUCUUGAGAUCUCAAAAUGGGUGAUUUGAAUUUUCCUUGAUAUGGAGAGUCCCAGAACAACUCUUAGACAUAAUCUCUUUAACUGUGCUGGAAAUGAGUGUAUUAGUGAAAAGCUUCUAUGAAAAGGUUUCUGUAUUCACAAGGUAGCGAUAUGGCUGAGGGCACAGAUUCCAGGUUUGGGAAUAGCCAAACCGGGUCUUGAUCUUGGGGUUCUGCCACGGACUAGCGGUAUUACUUGACCUCUCUCCGUCGCAAUGUUCUGUUCAGGAGAACAGAGCCACACACUUGAUGGAGUGCUUGGGGAGAUUCUAGCAGAGGUGCACCGAGGGAGCCCAGCCUGGGGUUUGGCCCAGAGGAGGAGGCUGCUUCCUCCUCCUAGGAGUUCCCAGCCCUCCAGGAGGAGUAGGGGAAGGAGCAAAGUUUCCAGUUGCAAUCUGGCCCGCAGCCCAGCUGGCCUGGCCCCGCCUUCUUGGUUCCUCCUUCUAGGGAAGGGCUGGGGAGGAGGGGGUGGUGACACAGUGGAGACACCGGCUAGGCCAGGGGGCCUGCCCUUGGGACAGGUCCAGACCCAUGGAGCCCCCCAGGAGGAGCAACAGGUCCACAGCGUCUCAUACUCUACACCAGUAUUGCUGUCCUACUCAGGUCCUUGACUCCAUGAAGCUUACCCCCUCAGGCAGGCUGGCAGAGAGCAGGGAAGAGGAGGAGGAGGAGGAGGAGGAGGAGACUGAGGAAGAGGAAGAGGAAGACGCUCACCAGUUCUGCUGUCCGGCCUCCGAGUGCAGUAGUCCCUCCUCUCGGUAACUGAGAGGACAAGGGCCAUUUUCUAUGCAGAAGCAAAAGCCUUAACCAGCCCCUCCUUCACCCUGCCCACCCCCCGCAGAUCCCCCAUGGGACCCUGUCCCCUGCUUCAGGAACCAGAUGGGCAAGCAUUGUACCCCUUCCUCCCCCAAUCUCCUUCUUGGAAUUCCCAUCCCCACUGCUGUCUCCUCUGGACUCCAGCCCCUGAAUUAAAGAGAGCUGGAGCCCUAGGUCUGACUAAAAUGUGGGAGAAGCAGAGCUUGGAGCUUGGAACCUAGACACUCCUGUACCCACACUCCCACUUCCCAGGCACCCUGGAGCCUGCCACUCCUGGAGAGGUCUCCAAAUGACAUCCCAAGGACCUACCUCUGUCCUCUGUGAGCACAAACAGAGAUGCAGGGUGCCUAGGGCUCAGAGGACCAGACGGGGGCAGGACCCAGCCUGCCUAGUUCCCUGUCGUUUGUUCCCUUGCUGUGGCCAUUGCUGCCAUCUCCUCCACUGCUUGAAGGCCUCACCCCAUGCCCUCCACCACUCCCAUAGUGCUCUGUAAAUAUGAUCAGGAGGAAAAGGCCUCUUAGAGUGCGUGUUGCUAUGUACCAAGGAAUUUCCAUCAAUAAAAGCUGAUCUCUUC
Messenger RNA from Callithrix jacchus (white-tufted-ear marmoset), 7815 nucleotides. RefSeq names its product IQ motif and Sec7 domain ArfGEF 2 (gene IQSEC2). The record is from RefSeq and is a predicted model, not a curated record. Gene Ontology annotation, biological process: regulation of ARF protein signal transduction; actin cytoskeleton organization. Gene Ontology annotation, molecular function: guanyl-nucleotide exchange factor activity. NCBI's taxonomy places the organism in Eukaryota, Metazoa, Chordata, Mammalia, Primates, Cebidae.